CUCUCUCUCUCUCUCUCUCUUUCUUUAGGUUUCACGUCAGGUCAGUUGUCACAGUUGGAGGAUAAUUCUGAACUGAUAGAACAAAGAGAGAGAGAAAUAGUAUCAGUAGUUAGAUCAAUAUCUGAAAUAAAUGAAAUGUAUAAAGACCUGGCAACAAUGGUAGUGGAACAGGGUACAAUAUUGGAUAGGAUUGAUUACAAUGUUGAGAGGACACUUCAUAAAGUCACUGAAGGUGUCAAACAACUGGAGAAGGCUGAGAAGCAUCAGAAGAGAUCAAUCAAGUUAAUUAUUAUAAUAGUAUUAAUAGUUAUAAUAGUAGUGGCUGUUGUUACUUUUAUUAUUGUUAAAGUUGUAAGGAAAGGAAAAGGAAUUAUUUAAUAAUACAUUGGACAAUGACAAUGCUAACAUAAUUUGUUAAUUAAUGUGCAUUCUGUAUGUGUUUAAUAUUAUUUUUAAAAUAUAGCUCGAAAGCAAAAA
This is a messenger RNA of Amphimedon queenslandica, 477 nucleotides long. Its product is annotated as syntaxin-16-like. The transcript is spliced from 3 exons. The annotation marks the transcript as partial. Gene Ontology annotation, cellular component: SNARE complex; endomembrane system. The record is from RefSeq and is a predicted model, not a curated record. Gene Ontology annotation, molecular function: SNAP receptor activity; SNARE binding. Gene Ontology annotation, biological process: intracellular protein transport; vesicle fusion. Lineage: Eukaryota; Metazoa; Porifera; Demospongiae; Haplosclerida; Niphatidae.